This is a messenger RNA of Umbelopsis ramanniana AG, 2556 nucleotides long. RefSeq lists its product as uncharacterized. The transcript has a single exon. The record is from RefSeq and is a predicted model, not a curated record. The coding region runs from base 1 to 2556 and encodes 851 amino acids. Lineage: Eukaryota; Fungi; Mucoromycota; Umbelopsidomycetes; Umbelopsidales; Umbelopsidaceae.
AUGGGAACAUAUUUAUCAAAAGAUUCAUCAAAUAUAUCAAAUUCCAGUCCAGCCAACCCAGCAAAUACAGCCAGCACAUUGACCAAAGCAAGACCGUGUUCCCUUGCGUCUGUCAAUUGCUAUGGUUGCAGUGCAAAUUGUGAUCCUCAAAAAUGCAUGGUCUCAGCUAACCAUGUCCCUCGCGUUAGUCGAUCGUUUUGCUCUGAACGCAGCGACUUAACGAAUGAAAUCAGCAUAGGACUGGUUCGUGAAAAUCGAGGAGGAAUUUCGGCAUCCAUAGCUCGAGUUUUAGCCGGCAUCCAUAUGAUGUAUCGCUUGACCAUGAAGGCUCAUACGUGCAAGUCCCACUCUGGCAAUGAGUUCGGCGUCAAAGCUCAGCGACUUCAUCAACGAUUCGAAAUGGAUCGCGAUUUAACAAAAUAUGAAAUACUGUUGACCAUUCUGGGAUCCCUUAUCUCGCUCAUUGGCACUGAAGGCAAAACAAUCCUAGUCUCUCUUGUCAGACUGGGAAGACUCUUGGUAUUGAAGGAUAGCGAUAUAAGGGAGAAAGGAAUAUUGCCCAUCGUUCAGAGUAUAGGUAAAAGUAUUGGUAUGCCACUCACAGCAGCGUUUAUCGUAUCCGGUGUCCAAGCGGCUUCUCUCGAUGCAAACCCACAAGUGCUUGACCUCCGAUUUGAUCAAAAAAAAUUCAGGCGUCUGCUAAAGAGUAAACGCUUGUCCUGGCUAGUGUCAACCGAAUCCAUUAGACGGGCCGCAGAUAACGCCGAUAUAGUUGUAAUGUCGCAAUACCCGCCCAUCACUGGCGAAACGUUGGCUAGACUCUUCCGUGAAGGAUAUCGUAGCUUGCAUGACGUCCAUUUUGCUGCCAGAGUGGAUAUUGUCUUGGCCGCCAUGUUACACUCCAGUAGAAUCAGUACGAAACACAAACCUUUGGCUACCAUGAUGAUUGCAGCAACACUGGGAAGUGUUGUUAGAGCAAAUAUGAACUGUGACCUCGACGACAUUCCUUUUCUGUGCAGAUAUGUCUGCGCUGGAUUUUCAGUUUCAAAGGAUGAACUCCCUCCCUGCUCGAAGCAAGAUGGUUCGAUGUUGAUAUCCAAGUCACCAUCUAUUAUAAGCUUCUGGGGAGCAGCUUUCAAAACGGCGUAUGCUCUGCUGGCGACGUUGAAAAUGAUUGUUAAAAGCGACAAUACAAUUGAUCGACAGGUAGCAACGGCUCUGCGAUGGUAUAAAAAUCCAAUGACCGAACGAGUUCCCAUGAAACUACUGGAGAAUCUUUUUGAUAGCGUCAGUGGGUACUAUGACUCCGGUAGCGGAGAGUUGAAAAUGGUUGUCAAAGGUCCAGUGAAGAUGUUCUUUGACACUUUGCAGAAAGCACAUGUACUUUUCUGGAUAAAGGAGUACGUUAGUCCUAACGCUACCUACAUAAAGGGUUCCCUUAAAGUACAGAUACCGUACUGUUGGGUACAAAGUUGGCGGUUGGCUGCCAUGGCCAUGGAAAGACGUGGCCAUAUGGCAAUGGGCUUUGCUCAAGAUCAACUUUUGGCUCCACUGACUUGGCCAAAAGCCACUGGUAAUACUUUUCCCGUAGUCAGAGCUACUGAUCCUGGCCAGUGGCUUUUGAACUUAAAAACUGGUAAACUUGAACGAAAGGAAGACCAGAUUUACGCUGCCGUCUCCUAUGCAGGCUCAGAGAUCAGAUUUCUUCAACAACAUUUCAAACUCCUCGCACAAUACCUAAUAGACGGUCGCUGUAAAUACAUAUGGCUAGACAAACUUUGCUGGAAACCUGGACAAGAACUCUCAUCCUAUUACGAUAUGAUGGAUAUAUACGCCAGUGCUAAUUUUACGGUGGUUGUCGACCCGUAUGCAAGCCUUUCCGGUGUUGCCGAUACAGUGUGGGCAGAGAGAAGCUGGACACGCGCUGAGUUAGCAGUCAGUCGGCAGGUCAAGCUCUGGAUAGGUAAACCGUACGGGACAGGUCUACUUGCGGCCUACAAAUUUGGUCGGCGUCAAGUAGACACCAUACCAGAAGCUGUAGACUGGUUCAAAAAUACUGUCACUUUAUAUACCGAGGAUAGCGUACUUGCUUUUGGAGCUAUUACAGGGGCGCAAAAUAAAGGAACGGUAUCAAGCUCCGUCAGUACUGCUAUGGCGGAUAUGACCAUCAGUAAAGUCGUCCUUUACCCUCCAAGCUGUCGCAACGAACUUUCCUGGCUACCUGCUAUUGGCGGAAUGAUUGAAAACCUAGGCGAGGAAACUCUUGCUACAGUCACAAUGAAACACUAUGGUGUUCAAAUCAAAGCAAGAGAGAUAUCACUUCGGAUCACUACGCUGGAUAAGAGACACUGGCUGAGUGGCAGCCACCAUGUUCGUAAUUUAAGACUAGCCGAAGUUCGGUUACUUGCAGUUGCCACAGGCAAUGCAGGAACUAUCUGCUGGAUGACGACAACUGGUACCCGAUGGUCGAACUAUAUCGGCCGUGUCAUUGGGUGUGUCGUACUCGACGACAGUGAAUUUAUGGAACUGAAAAGAAUUACAACAAGAGUAGUGUAG